Molecule: messenger RNA, 999 nt
Organism: Caenorhabditis remanei
Lineage: Eukaryota; Metazoa; Nematoda; Chromadorea; Rhabditida; Rhabditidae
Exons: 3
Coding region: 1-999 (332 amino acids)
Biological process (GO): innate immune response
Molecular function (GO): protein binding
Source: RefSeq, a predicted model, not a curated record
AUGGUCUCUUCGUCAUCUCUCGUUGAAAUGCCGGAUAAUAUACUGAAUGAGAUUCUGGCUUAUUGUGAUUUCAAAGACAUAUUAUCAAUCCGGAAAGUCUGUCGAUCUCUCCAACAUUUUAUCGAUGACGUGUUUCCUGAAUCCACACUGAAAGACUUGAAUAUAUCAAUUCAUCCCAAGAAAGUCUGUCUAGACUAUUUCUCUGUUCAUAACACCCCGUACAUCAUUGAAUACCACAAAACAUUCGGAAAUCAUUGCAUGGUGAAGUGCCAGACGACUAUCAAAGUUAUAGAGAAUUCGAAUUUUUUGGACGUUUUUCUAAGAGAUCUGGAAAUAGUUCUGAUGCAUCAGAAAUCUCUAAUAAGGCUAAUACGAAUUGUGAGAUAUGAAGAUAACAGCUUCGAAUAUUUUCUGGAAAACUUCAAAAAACUGCUUCAUCGUCCUCUGAAAAUCGAGGAAUUUCACAUGUAUGUGAAAGAUAAUCAGAAUGAAAUAUUGGCAGUGUUACCACAUCUGGAUCCUCAAUCUAUCAUUGGGAUAUCACUAUAUCAGUAUGGAGAAGAUCCGAAAAAUCUGGAAAUCGGAGAAAUUGUGAAAUUGGAACAUUGGAAAAGGUCAGAGCAGUUGCAUGUGGAUAAAUGUAUUCUGAAAAUGAAUGUGAGACAUUUGGCAAAUUUCUCGUUGGUCGACAUAAGCAUGGCCAGUGUUUCUGCAGAAGAGAUGAUGGUUUUGAAAGAGAAACUCUUGUAUCAUCCUUUACUAGCUGAAAUCUAUAUAAGAUGUACUCGAUUUGACGACAAACAACAAUUUUUGGAGUCUUUGGGAAUCAAAGAGGUUUCGAGUGAACUCUACGGAAUUGCGAGAAGAAUUUGGCACCUCGAAAUCCCGAACUCGGACGACGUUCUACGGAUUUCCUAUCGAUCACAGAAUAACUCAUUCGCAUUUAACAGAGUACAAAGAAGUGAGGUUACUGAUCAUGCGGAAGUGCUGAAUUUAUGA